Durusdinium trenchii is the source of this 288-nucleotide messenger RNA. The record is from the annotation of a GenBank genome assembly. NCBI's taxonomy places the organism in Eukaryota, Dinophyceae, Suessiales, Symbiodiniaceae.
AUGCCUCCUUUCUGGGCCCAAAAACGAGAUGAACCUGGUUCAGUUCUGCUUGAAGACUAUGCCGUUGAUCCGGACCAGAAGCGGCCUGUCAGCUCAAAGAGACCUCUCUUUCCAGCAGGUGCUCCAGAGAAAGCUCGUACACAGACUCGGAACACCUUGCCGGCGGCCAUCGUGAAGACUGACCCGAGAAAGGAACGGGACUUCUCCAACAGGCGGCAGUGGCGACUGUUCUUUAAAGGGGGAAGGCCGCUAGUAGUCACUCAAGUAGCUCUAGUAGUAAGUAACUAG